AUGGCAGAGCCAUCUAGCGAAGACCCGAAACUGGAGUUGACGGAUGAAUUACGACAGCAGUUUCGUAAACUCGUGGAAGACGAAUGGGCUUGGGAAACGCCUUUCGAGCGUUCCGACUAUGACCGUGACGAUGACGACGACGAUAGCGAGACUUGUAAGACAGAAGAGCUCAGCCCAUACGAGAUCGCGGAGAAAUCUUGGCCAAAAUCCAAAUUCGCCCUGUUCACGGACUGGGAUGAGAAUCCUGACGAGCCAUAUAGCACGAAAUUCCUAGCGAAUGAGAGCACGGCCCAGUUCAAGGCUUUAAGGCUGACCCCAACUGACUUUUGCGAAUUGAUCAAGUCUCUCGAUAUCUGGGACCCCAAGCAGGUUCGUGACUUGAGAACGAAAACCAACCUCAAGUGUUACAACAUGCCCCUAACCAAGGCCGGUAAGCCGGAGAUCCCAUUCCCGCUAUUCAAGUAUGGUCGAAUGUAUUUUUAUAUCGACCUGCGGCCAUACGUCGAACCCGGGGGCCCUCUCGUCCCUAGAAGGAUACGGAAGCCGAAAGGGAAAACUUCAUCGAAUCCAUGCUGGGUCGAGUAUGACCCUCCAAUCAUUAUCCCACCUCAUCUCCGAAGUUCAGGAGACACAGAAUACAGCUCAAACUUACGCUAUGGCCUGGCGAUUGGAACAAUAGCAGCCUCGAUGGACGACGAUAUCGACAGAAACGACAGCAGGGCCAGCAAAGUACCAUUUGACGUCUUGCUUCAUCCUGCCGAUAAAAGCUUUUGGAUAGUCUUCAAAAACUUUGCGGUUUUACCUUAUUUUUUAGAGCAAUCACACUCUGAAGAGGGGCCACAGGCGAUAAGGAAGACACACCGUGGUUCUCUCUUGUGGGACUGGUGUGAAGCCGUGCAACCGGUCGCGGUUUGGCGCAUGUCAUUCUCUGACGUACAACGCAUCGCACAACGCCGCUCUUAUUCCGGUGGAUACAUCAGCAAGGUCAAUCCAGAGGUCGACGGAGAUGAGAAGGACAGCCCUAGACCCCAGGUGAUCGUGGACGCUCGUGAUCCUUUUUGGAACUCAUAG
Molecule: messenger RNA, 1071 nt
Organism: Fonsecaea nubica
Lineage: Eukaryota; Fungi; Ascomycota; Eurotiomycetes; Chaetothyriales; Herpotrichiellaceae
Exons: 2
Coding region: 1-1071 (356 amino acids)
Source: RefSeq, a predicted model, not a curated record